ACAUCAUUUCAAACCGCUUACCUACUACUGCACACUCCACACACACUCACACACACCGAGGACAGGCGAAGUGAAGAACUGAGGGGACUUGCUGUUGGUUGCUUUCCUCUGGACAAUGGCUCUUUUAUCCACCAGCCUCCCUGCUAAUUUGACCUCAUUGGCUGAAGAUGGAGACAAAACAAAUUCUAAUAAUUGCUCUCUUGACAACUGGACCUUCACUUAUGUCCCAGCGUACAUCCUGUCCAUCUCUGUUCUGGGAAUUGUUUUGAAUAUCUUUGUGCUGAUGGUCUUCAUCCUCCAUAAGAAGCCCUGCACCGUGGCUGAGAUCUACCUGAGCAACCUGGCUGCUGCCGACCUGUUCCUGGUCUCCUUCCUGCCCUUCUGGGCCGUCAACGCUUGGAAUAAGUUUGACUGGAUUUUUGGUCUUGGAUUGUGCAAAAUGGUCAACGUGAGCAUCCUGAUGAACGUCUACUGCAGCAUCUACUUCCUGGUUCUGAUUAGCAUCGAUCGCUAUUUGGCUCUGGUCCAUCCACUGUCCCAAGAAAAAAUGCGUCGCCCAAAAUUUGCUAAAAUUAGUUGUGUUGUGGUUUGGAUUCUGGGAUUAGUUCUCAGUGUUCCAAAAUUUAUCAACAGGAAACUGGUACUUGACAGAAAUAUUACUUCCUGUAGUGAAGCUGAUCCAACUAUAUUAAAGACGACUGAGUCGAUGAUUUUGGUUUUAGGGUUUUUUAUUCCCAUUUCCAUCAUUUUCUUUUGCACUGUCAACAUCCUCAAAUCUCUGAGAAACAGAUUUAUGGAAGGAGUAAAUGCAAAGAAAAAUGAUCACAAGGCCAACACUUUGGUGCUGGCCGUCCUGCUGGCGUUCCUGAUCUGUUGGGUCCCGUUCCAUCUGCGGAAAGUCCCAACCUGGCUCAACAAGGCCGGUAUGCUGACAGACUGCAGCUCUAUGAAAGUCCAGUACUUCUGUGGGCAGAUCUUCACCUACUUGGCGUUCUUCAACAGCGUUCUCAACCCCAUUCUCUACGUCAUUGUUGGAAGAAACUUCCGGAAAAAAGUUAAGGAACUUUUUCUGCUGUGGAACCACAAACGGACUCCAACCAUGACUCUGAGAAGUUCAAGAACAAAACUAUCAGUAUUUCAUCCCUCUUAGUUCUGACUUAAUGUCAUUCAGCUCACUUCCUCUAUGAGACGUUUUUAAUUCAGGUUUGUAUUUAAGCUAUUUUAAUGUUUUACCGUAAACAUUUGGUGGGUCAUUCAGAAUUUUUGCUGGUUUCUUUAUUGUGAAUUAAUAAGUAAUUCAAGUAUUUCAGCCAAACCUUUAGUCUGAAGUGUAAUCUGAAAACUAAAUAUGAACAAAUUAGAUUUGUGAAAAGAUUCACCAUAAAACAGAUGUAACACCUCACAGAGAGCGAGCGAGCGAUGAGCGAGCGAGUGAGUGAGUGAGUGAGCGAGCGAGUGAGUGAGCGAACGAGCCUCAUGAUCUCCAAUCCCACUUCUCUCCAGGUGGGAUUGGAGAGAUUUUCUUUAUCCAGCCAGUUUGACUUAAUGGUUCCAAAAGGUUUCUUAUAACUUCUUCAGAAAAAAAGAUUCUAACAAAUAUUAAAGCAUUUAGCUGCAGUAUGACCAUUCCCAAAUAAUUAGAGCUCAAACUUGAAGCAAUCUGCUUAGAUAGAAAACUUUUUAACCCAAUUUGAAUAAACAGCUUACUGUGCUGUUCGACAGAUGAUCAACUGGAAUGGAUCUGACUAAACUGAAAGGACUUUUUUUGAAAAGUGCCUUGAGAUUACGUUUUUGUAAAUUGUGAAACUGAAAUGAAUUGAAUAAAAAAAACACAACAAGCAAACAAAACCAUGAGUUAAUAAUAAAAAUAAAAAGGAGAAAAACCUUCAGAUGUGUAAAACUACUGAGGAAGGAGCAGCAGAUCAGACGUCAGAGCAGAAACAAUCAUACAAAUGACGUCUUUUAGAGCUUCACUUUAAGUCUGAGAGAACAGAGAUGAAACGUUUUAAUGUUUGGUUUCCUGUAUCACUAGGACUGUUUUUAUGAGCAGAACCUCAGCAGAGGAAGAAGAAGAGAAGAAAAUCAGAGACCGCAAAACUAAACCAUGAGAAAACCGCACAGUUUCUCACAGCUGCGUUCAGGUUCCUGCUAUAAAUCAAAAUUAACCUGUUUGUGUUUAGAUUAGAAAGUUUUGAAAGGGUUCCCAUGAUGUCCCCUAAAAACCAGUCAAAUAAUACAGAGAUCAUUUUAUGAAGUUAUGUUUGAUAUUUAGCAACAAGGCGUCAUGUUCAGGAACCCUGCAGGGACAAGCAGAUCUAGACGUUAUAGAUGUUGCUGUGGCCAAACUUCAUAUUUACGUCUAACAAGAGCAGAGAAAUCUGGUUCCUACUUACAAUGUUUUAAAAAAAUAAUAUGUACAUAAAAGAACUGUUGAAACUCACUGAAGCUUGUUUUCCCUCUCCUAAACUCAAGAGGCAGAUCAGGGAUCCCAACAGAUCCCAACAGAUCUUCAGAUGAAGGAUUCCACAUUCAUUUUCUAAAUAAAAAUAACAGCAGAAACCUACAUGGUUGUAAUAUUUUAUUUUUGACUAUUCGUCUGGAGAGAGGAAGUCUAUCUUUUUUAAAAUGUUUUUGUCUUGAACUCUUUUUCUCUAAUUAGUCUUAUAAUUCCUUGUAUAUAUUUCAUUUCCACUGCAUCGCAAUGUUACAAUGGAGGUUUGCUGCAUUUUCUGUAUAUUUAUCGUUAUACAUGGAAUGAAACAAUGCUGUGGGUAGAGGAAUGAAGGUGUGAUCCAUUCACAUCCAGAGCAGCUCUGUGAUUGGACAUCGCGUUUAUUUCUCACAGGAAGUCAUGCAGACCAUGAGAGCUGUCUGAUAACUAACCAGCAUCACCACACAGGUUUCAUAAUUAUACAAGUAAUGGACUGAAAUGAAGUUAAUGGAAGCAGUCAGUCAAACGAAGGAAGCAGGAUUUCUGUGUAUGAAAGCUUCUAAUGGUUGCUAUUCCAUGUGUGUUUAUUUUAUUAACUGUUUUGUGUAUUUGGAUGUUUGUUGUGACAUGACUAACUUGUAUUACUGAAUCCAUCUUUGUGACAUGUAGAAAUGCUCUGUGGGAUAUUGCUGCACGUCUCACUGCAAAACAUUUUCUUCUGUUAUGCAGAUAAAAGCGAGCGGCUUCCUGCAGCCAUGAACUUACAGGAUGCACAGGUUGCUCUUUCUCUUGAUUCCCUGCCAUGGCUCUCUCUCUCGCUCUGACAGAGCUUUGGUGGAAUAACCUUUAAAUGGUUGACAUUAACUGCUACAGAAAAGCUGUUCUUGCAGUUGGCAGUGUAUUUACUGUUAUGUUUUAAAUGUGUGUCUUUGCUGAAGGCUGAAUGAAGAAUUUAAAAUGAUUCUGUUUUCAUCCAUUGGUUUAUCCUCCUGUAAACAGUUUUCUCUGCUGAAAAACAGCAGCUCACCAACAGGAUGAUGUAAUGAGGCUCCGCCCCUUUUAAAAUGUCAAUAUUUCUGUUUUUCUGUCUAAUGUGAAUUUUUUAUACUUCAUGUAUGUGUUUGAUAUAUAACAAGUUGUAAGUCAAUAAACUGCCUCUUAAUACA
Molecule: messenger RNA, 3597 nt
Organism: Xiphophorus hellerii (green swordtail)
Lineage: Eukaryota; Metazoa; Chordata; Actinopteri; Cyprinodontiformes; Poeciliidae
Product: B2 bradykinin receptor-like
Biological process (GO): G protein-coupled receptor signaling pathway; calcium-mediated signaling; positive regulation of cytosolic calcium ion concentration
Cellular component (GO): external side of plasma membrane; membrane
Molecular function (GO): bradykinin receptor activity; C-C chemokine receptor activity; C-C chemokine binding
Source: RefSeq, a predicted model, not a curated record